AUGGACCCUAUAAUUGUCUCCGCUCGUCAGAGAUACAAAGAGCCUAAGCACACGCCCAAGCCCAGCAGCUUGACGCCCUUCCAGAAGAAACUGCAGCAGAAUCCCUAUGCACACAUCCUCGCCUCUCCCGUUCGCAUGUGCGGUUCGACACAAGUGCGUCUUCCCUCCUUCUUCCACGUCGACCUGUAUACCAAGCUACAUCCCGAGACGCGCGACCCAUGGCUCCUCCCCACGACGCUCUCCGUCUCGUCGUUGGGGAAAAGAGUCGUCGACCAGGGCACUCCUCUCCGACUUCUGGGGAGACGCCGCAUCGUCCAAUACCUCGGCGUCAAGCGUAGAUGGUUGUACGCAAUGUCGCUGCGGCUGCGCGAGCAGCUUGGCGUACGUACGAGUAAAACUGUUUGGCGAGAGGAUAUGGCGGACCUCGUGCUCGAGCUGCUCAGAAACGCCGCGGUGAAAGAGCUGAAGCGGGUGUUUCAGCACAGCAACGCGAGUCUCGUUGUGCCGUACUCAAACGGCAUCGCGAGCGUCGAGGGCCAUGAUGGUGUCGCUUGCGUCCUGGAUCUCUCCGGCUCGACGACGAUGAGGCAGUUCGAGGCGGCAAGAGCGCGGAGCGAGAAGCUGGCGGAGAAGGGUGAUGAUCUUGUGGAGCAGGUCCGCAAGAUUCGAGACUGGAAGCGUACAAACCUCAAGGAACCUAUGCUCGGGUCUGAGCUUUCGGUCAACCCAGCACCACGACUCGCGCCUGCGGUCAAGAAUCCUCCGCUCCAGUUCGAAACGACGCAGUAUUGGGGGAGUGAGGUACCCAUCUACGACUUAGUAGGCCUUCUUGGAAAGGAUCGCGUCGUGGGGCUUCUGGCUGGGACUGCCUCUGUGGGCGCGGAAUACGCAGUUCUGAAGACGUCGAAGUUGACCGUUGCUGCGCAGACGUGGCUAUACAAGCUACAGGUUUACUUAGUCUGA
Molecule: messenger RNA, 963 nt
Organism: Coniosporium apollinis CBS 100218
Lineage: Eukaryota; Fungi; Ascomycota; Dothideomycetes
Exons: 2
Coding region: 1-963 (320 amino acids)
Source: RefSeq, a predicted model, not a curated record